UUAAAAAAAAAAACACGUAUCCUUUGCAGAGCAAAGCACAUAAGAAACUGAAUUACAAUAAACACAAUGAUUCAUAAAAACUACAAUUUGUCGUAUCCACGUAMAUWUUGAUGCAUAAAAGCCAAACAGCCUCAUUUGUCAUGUGUGAUGCACACAAUGUCGAACUGACCUUUAUUUUACUACAUUUACCUGAUGCUUCACUCUCUCUGAUUUUCUGUCAAUCAGCACCCAAAAAGCUGCUUCAUUAUUUCUUAAAGUUGUUGAAGAGCAAGGCUGUUACAGACAGAGAAACAAUGAGUGCUAUAUAAACUAUGUGAUAUUGACAAUCCUGGCUCAAAUUCCUUUCAGUCUGCAAUAUUGACCAAACCAUAUUUGGACCUUUAGGCUUGCCGUAAGCUAUAAAUGGGAAACAGCAAAMAUUGAAGAAUGGACUCUGUUCAGAUGAGAGUAACAGUGAUUUUUUUUCUUUCUAAAAUGCUAAUAACUAUGAACUCUACAAUUUUCACAAUGAUUCCCAUAAUGAUUAUUUUACUUACAUUUUUUGUUGUUAAAUGAACAACUAUUUGAUUUUAUAUUCUAUAUUCCAUCGCUGAUCAUAGAAAUAAUACAACACAAUAUUCCUACUUUCAAAGUAUAUUGUUAAAAGCAUUCUACAUUCAGUGAAUUUCCUCUUUGCCAUACAUGCACUGCCUGCUGAACAUGUUCUGAACAUAAUUUAUCUGGUCUUUUUCUGACAUUGUUCUCAGGUUUAAUUCACCAUACAAAGGUGAAUUAAAACUAACCCCGUGAUAUGUUCAUGAUAACAGGAGGAGUUUAAGGCUGUUUUCUCCAGGCAGGCAGAAGRCACACACAAGCACGGCGUCCCGCACAUGCACACCAGAAUGAACCCCGCCGGGCUGUGCCAUCACAUUUUGCAGGGAGCUCUGUUGUUGUCGCUCACAUAGACGCGGGCAAACACACCUGGCACACUGUAAGCAUGGAUGUGAUACCUGUGAGAAUGUGUCACCCAGCACUGUUCCCACUGCAGUAGUGGGAGCAGUGAAAGGAUAUGCGCUUUCUUGUUUGUGACUUUGAAUGUUUGGGAGGUGCAGAAUAAAUUUGUGUGCACCUCAGUUGAUGCAGGAUGGAUCAUAUUGUUUAUUUGUAUAAAAUAAUAGAGAAGUUGUUCAUUUGUGAAUGCUGAAAAAUUAUAUUUGUGUGUGAGUGCAUGCUCAAAAGUGCGUGCGUGUUUGUGUGUGUAAGUGAAGAAGGGGGUGAUAUAGGACAGGUGCUUUAAGAGAACCCCUUUGACUCUUUGUCUCGUCACUAAUUGGGUUUAGGGUCUGUAUAUGCACAUGUGUGUGUGUGUUGGUUUGUGCAGAAGUGUAUUCUUGCGUACUCAUGGGAAAGCUUUGCCUUUUUUGCAAUCCUAUUCUUUUAUUACCUGGGUUUUCACCGUACCUCAGAAUACUCAGAAUAUUGUCUAAAAGGGCUGAAGAAAAAUACUUCCUAGCAGUGUGCACGCAUUUGAGACUUUUACAAURUCCACAGCAUUUUGUAAGGAUUUUAAUCUUUUACGAUAAAAAAAACAACAAAAAAAAACAUUACGUGUAUGUAAUCUUUGACCAAUCUUUUUUUUUUUUUGUAAAAUAUUUUGAUCAUGCUCUUUAAAACGAUUAUAUUCCAUAAUCCAACUUGGACAUAUCUAGUACUAAAAUAAAAAGAUCUGUUUGAAUUGAUAUAAAGCAAGCCCUUUAUAAAGCUUACUGAAUAUAAAAUUACUAUUUAUCCACAAAGAGAGAUGACAAGUCAGUCAUGUUCACACGACCAGUUUACUAAAAUGUCCAAUUUUCAACACAUUUAACCUGCCAAUGCCAAUUUUCGGCUUAUCCUGAGUUUUCCUUGAGUUAGAGUGCCUARCAUUACACAAAUGGAAUCCUACUCUUAUCUUAAUYAGAUUUACAAAACCCAGCUAACCUUUCUAAAUUAAGCGUGCUACAUAACAAAGUUCCAAAUUGUUGACACAGAGAACUUUUGUCACAGCCUUCCUGUUAUUUGCUGAAAAACCGGAUCUCUCUCACCCUCAAGUUUCAAAUUGUUGAGAAGAAAUCAACGUCCCCUUUAAAAUAAGGUGUUUCCCCUGACUUCAUUUUAAACAUAUCAUUGAUACUAAAAAGAGCAAACCCCGUGAUAUKUUACAGAAUCUUCAUUCUGCAACAGCUUCUACAAUGAAGAGUGCUGUUGUUCGCACCACCUGGCAGGAGCUCAAUAUAGUUCACUCAUGGAUCAAAAAAGAAAAAAAGUCACAGUUUUGAGCUUCUGACUGGUAGGUGACCACUCAGGAUUGAUGAAGCUGAAAAUUUUGAGAUUUCUGUCACCAAUCUCUUGGUGCUCAUAUACGUCUGCCAUUCAAAAUGUACUUAUUACAGACAAAGUGGUCAUUUUUUUCUGUGAAAACUCAUAUAAGAAUUGGAAUAUAACUUCUGCAUAAAACUUGUUUAAAACAAUGAUGGUUUUCUCUCACAGUGUACAAGUAGUCAUGCAAUUCACCAGCUGGGACCUUGGUCUACAGCCUGAGUGGGAGUUCUUGGCUUAGAGAAAAAAGACAGAGAAAAAUUAUUUUAAGGAUGAUUCUGGUAUUGGUGAGAUAUUUUUUGUAUCACCAUUACAGUCAGUUGUUUUUGCAAUGCUUUAGAUUCAGCUUUGAUUUAUUCAAAGAUAAUAGUGCUUAGUAUUUUGUUUGUUUUGUUUAAUUAAAUUCUGAAAAUAUUGGAGUUUAAUAAAAAAUAAAAGAAAUCAGUGGCAGAAAAUGACUAUAUUCCAUAUUUUUUUGGGCUGAUGCUUCCAUUUAUGACUUAUAAAUGGUAAUUUGAAACAACACAAGUUAAGAGUUUCUCCCAUCACUAAUUUUGCUCAUUUUGGGGGGAUUAAAAGGACGAGUAAACUCAUUCAGGAUAAUUCGUGUCAGUUCCUACUCCAAGGAAGAACAUUGUCAGUGCAUUCUCUUUAUAUUUGCAUGAGCUUAAGCAAGCUGAAUCGUGCCUGCCACCCACUAGCUAUUUUCCACCUGGUGCCCACCUACACCCACAAUAGUGAAGCAGAGCUAAGGAUAAACACAAAUACAGACACAACAGAAUGCGCAUGGUGGUCACACUCUUCAGAUUAACCUCUAUUCACACUGAUGAGACCCAUUGUCUUUACCUGGAGCUCUCUGCAUCCAGAGCACAACUCAUACACCGCUCUGAAACAAUGGUAAUUGUGACCUAUCUUCUCGAACAGUAGCUCUGUUUUGGUUUGGACUCUUUGAGGUCAGAACUCCAGGUCAGUCUGCAUCAACCUGAAACAAAAACAGAGGCAAUUAAUGUCCCAAAGCUCCCGCAAGACAUGUCAAGGCGUCUGGUUCAAGGAACGUGUUCGUCAAAGUUGUUCAAAAGUUGAACAAAAGUGUCUCAAGCUAAACUGGCAAUUAACUUUAGCUUUCAACGUUUCAAAAGUAGCAAUCAAGACAUUUGAAUACUUGGAUUGUAAUUUCUUCGUAACCCGCCUUAAAUAAUAAUAAAAGGAAUGUCACCCGUAUUUCAGGAACAGGUUAUCCUUGACUUUAACUUUCAAAUCCUUCUGCAUUUGCAUGAGGUGCUUUCUCAAGGCUUAUCCACAGAUCUUAGUCUAUAUUAAUCUCACACAAAAGAAGGGGAUAUGAAAGACACCUUGCCUGCACUUGCAGAGAUAAAUCAUUAGGAAUUUUGACAUGUGUUUGAGAUCAUUAUCCCCAGAUGGAAGCCACACAUGAGUCUUUUACACAGGUGUAAUGUUUGCUUCCACAGUUUUGCAGCACAUAUUUCCCUUAAAAAUAUCUUCUAAAAUAUUUAGAAGAUUUAGAAAAACAUGGCUUCAUAUGUGCUAACGUGAGAGCAGAGUAGAGCUGCAGCUUUUUCAGAGUGGACAGAUCCUUUCUUAGUAUUUUGUGCAAUCAAAUGGGAUUAUUAGGUUCAAUCAGUCCUACAAUCUGCUUUUGAAAGCCCAAACUUGACCUUCAUCAUUUACGUUAACUCUCAUUUUGUAAUUGCUUUAUGAAUUCAAUCAUAAACUCCACACUAUACCUGAGUGCUAAGCACCUAUUUCGAUGUUCCCAUUGAUGAAAUUUAAUGGAACGGAGUUGGAAGAGUUAAAGUACACCUAAUCGAUAGAGACAUUAAUCAGACUGCUUUAAACAAGUCAAAAUAUCAAGAUGCUACAGCGAAACUUUCAACAUUUUGUCACAUUAAGGGGACAAAGCUUUAUGUGCAAUGUAAUAGAGCAUAUCUGUGAAGUGGUGCUAAGGUAAGUCAUUGUCUUAAAAAAUUAUAUAAAGUAAAAAUCUGAAACUUGAUGUGUGUUUUGGUCCCAACCCCUUUAUUCUGAUACUCCUAAAUUAACUUGAUUGUUAUUAAUUGUCUUCAGAAAUUACAUAAUUAGUAAAAUAAGGUCUGCCUUUCUUUAAUAUAAUUUCAUAAUAAAUACAGCAGUUCUGUGAGGUUCUCAGAAGUUUAAGAAAAUUAUGGAGAAAAUUGUUAUUACUUCCCAGUAGCAAUUUAGGAGACAUAUUAACAUGCAAAACAUGUGUUGUGAUGACGCCGGAAGUGAAAGUAGGCGUUCAAACAACUUAAUGCAGAAGUGCUAUGUAUAGUAAAGCACUUUCCAUCAUCUUCAUAAAAAUGGUGGUGUCAACGUCAUGACAGGCAAGCAGGUCAAAGUUCAUUAGAAAUUGAUGGAGAUGAACACAGAAUGUUGCUUUUCAUCUAAUCUGACAGAAUUGAGUUGUUUUGCAAAGCAGUAGAGAAAAUGCUGCACUUUCGUUCGGUCUGUGCACAUGAAAUAAUAAAUAAAUUAUAUUGAUGUUUGUGACUAUAACAAAAAUAAAUAAAUCUGUAAAUGUUCAGUGUAUGAAAACUAUUAUGAGGCCRUACAAAAAAGGUCUGGGACCUUUUUUUUUUUUUAAAGAACUAAGAGUUCAGGUCUUUCAUUCUGAACAAGCUUUUGGUGGUCAUGCUCUUCCUUUACUGGUAUAUGAAGAUUAUUACUUCACAAACAAAACAAGUUGUAAAUGAUKCUCUGGGAACUGAAUUCAUCUCGAACUCUACUACUACGGGUAGUAGAAAUUUCAACCGAUGUCAUUUGCUAACUUGUAUUUCCAAAUAAACAUUAAGAAACUAUAGAAUUUUUGUGUUUGCUUUACUUUGCUAUUGUUUCUUCACAAUCUUGUAAUCAUGGAGACAGAAAGAGACGGAGGUAAAGAGGCAGAGGGGAAGAGGAGAUCAGGUUUCUCGGCAGCUCUGUACCCUAAUCCUGGAUUUGGAAACGGGAUGAGAAGAACACAGUGCCUCAAGGGAGAUGCAUGCUUGACUGAGCCAGAGAAAAAAGGACAAGAAAAGAAGACGAUACUCGAGGUGUAAGACAACUAACGCAGUCAGAAAAAGACAGCAGAACAAGAGAGGCCAAAGAAGACGAGACGGAAUCUCAAGAAAGAAGGCAAGAUGWCAGAUUUUAAGAAUGCAAUUUAGAGAAGAAAACGUCAAUGGAAGACAAGACCAAAUAAAGUGAGUUAUUGUGYGUUAAAGAAAAGAAAGCUUUUUAAGAGACAGACAUCAGUUAACACUAAGACUGCUAAAGAAAGCCAAAGAAACAUGGCAUGUCAGGGAUUUGGUGCUGAUUCCUUCACCCCGCUGGCAGGCGAUUCACCCUUACCAAUCCUCAUGCACCAUGGCUCCACCGGUGACUGUUUACCGGCCACAUCCCAUGCUCACGGUAUGGUUUCUGCAGGAUUGUCCCUGGGUCARACCUCUAAGAGGUCCCACAUGCACCUGUCCACUUCUUCUCUUGGGAACGCCCUCAGUAACGCUCCUCCGAGUUUGCAUUACCCAGUCACCCCCUGCCAUUACAGCAACCAGCAAGCAACCUAUGGCAUGAUGACAGCCCAGGAGAUGCUUUCUGCCAGUAUAUCUCAGACACGUAUCCUGCAGACCUGUGGCGUCCCUCACCCCAACAUGGUGAGUGCUGCAAAUCCAUUACAAGGCUCUCUGACUCCUUGCAUAUAUAAGUUUCCAGACCACGGACUCAGUAGCAGCUCUUGUGCUCUAAGCCACGGUUUUUCCUCGCUGCCGUCUACACUCCUUUCAGCCGAYGAGGUCUCUGGAGGCCCCGGCGGAGAAGUGAAAGGUGACGCACAUCGGAAAGGGAUGCGGGAGCAGGAAGAAGCUCCCCCUAUGGACUCCCCGCAGAUACGAGAACUGGAAAUGUUUGCUAAUGACUUCAAAAUACGCCGGAUCAAACUGGGCUACACUCAGACUAAUGUAGGCGAGGCUCUUGCCGCAGUGCACGGCUCAGAGUUCAGCCAGACCACGAUCUGCCGCUUUGAAAAUUUGCAGCUGAGCUUUAAGAACGCCUGCAAACUCAAGGCCAUUCUGGCAAAAUGGCUCGACGAGGCUGAGCUGGCUGGUGCGUUGUACAGCGAUAAAACUGGAAUGAAUGAGCGGAAGAGGAAAAGGAGAACAACCAUCAGCCUGGGAGCUAAGGAGGCCCUGGAGCGAAGCUUUGUGGAGAAAACUAAGCCAUCCUCUCAGGAAAUAGCCCGGAUAGCCAAAGGCCUCCAUCUGGAGAAGGAGGUGGUCAGAGUCUGGUUUUGCAACAGACGCCAAAGAGAGAAACGUGUCAAAACAAGCCUGAGCCUGAGCUCCUGUUUGACCAAAAUCAGCCCAAAYUGUCUCACACAAAUAAGUAAAACCCAGAGACCACUGACGUAAACUGAAGCGCUAAAGUGGCUUCUGAGCUAACSCGAUGGAGGCUCUUUCAUGACCACAACUUUUCAGGCAGAUCCAAGAGGAAUAAAUUCAGUAACMUGCAGGAAUGGAGAAGCRAAAACCUUUGUAAAAAAAAAAAGAAAAAAUUCCUUGUGUUUCUUGUAUUAACUAUGAAUGUAUUGAAAUUUAUUAGAAAUUAAUUCAGGCAAAAUACAGUUCCUUGCAAAAAAUAUUCAUAGCCUCAUACAGCAUGUUCUUCAUCGAGAAAGAACACAAAAUGGUACCAAAUUAUGAAGUGGAARGAAAAUGACAAAUGAUAUUCACACUUUUUAACAGAUGGCAUCAAGUCUGAGUUUUUAGCUGUGUGGUUUUUUUUUUGAGAACCAACUUUAAUUGGUACAGCAGCAAAUCUUUUCAAGUAUGCAUGCCUCCAGCGGCUUUGCACACCUGAGGACUGAUUUUUUAUUUUUAUUUUAUUUUUUUCAGUUGAAGUUCAUUUGAAUUGAACCACAUUGAACCGCAGUAAAAGCUAAUCACGCAAUGUGAUUUUCUCUGAAGGCACCAUCAGCUGAGUGCCUUCCUGAAAGCUUUAAUCYACAACACUGUCCUUCAACUUGUGCUUAUUUGUUCCAAGAAAAAGUGAAAAAAAUAAUUAUAAAACCUUUCUUUUUUCAUAUUUGUGUUCUUCAUUCGAAUGUUUUUGUUUUGCUCUCUCUUAAUCCAAACUACUUGAAAAAAUAUUUAAUUUCCUCUAGCUGAAGUUAAACCAACUAUAUAAUAUAUAUUUCAAUUUUGACAACAACCUAUUUAUUUGAAAACUAAUAUAUUGCGCCAUCAUGUUUUGCUGCAAUUUGUUAAUUUGAUUGACAAUUUAGAGUUAAAUAUCAAACUUUUAGACAGUAUAGAGCUUUUUAGUCUSUCAAUUCUGUGAUGUUUUGAUUUCGGUGUUGCUUUGUGUUGCUUUGACGUGUCAUACAAUGAGAAUCACCGGCCAGCGCUGACCCAGACCCUGACCCUGACCCCGUUGGACUGACUGAUGUGAAAUGUCUAAACAGAAAACGAGAGGAUUCUGACAGUUUGGACCUUGUGCUACUGUUACUGCAACUGCAACGUACAUCAAGAGCCAGUAACUGCUGUCUGGAACAGCUUGAAAUUGAUUUAUGAGAUCGAUAUAUAUGUUACAUAAAAUGUCAGCAAGACUGAUAGACAGUUUCUUUAUUCUUGCCAAAGAUGUCCAGUACUCAUCUGGUAAAAUGAACCGGCUGUCCGAGUUGUGGACACUGGACUGUACUCUAGGUUCAAACGGUGAGUUGAGUUUUAUGAUUAAAUAUGUCACCAGUGCCAAGUCUUGUUUUUACAGCUCUAUUAUCAAAUCAAUGCACACAUUAGGGAGACGGAGUGGGGAUUCAUAAAUAAAACCAGCCAACGCUUUCAUUCAGGAACAAACUGUUUCCGUUGUGACUUAUGUUGGGUUAUAUAACUCGAGUGCUGCCAGGGGAGUUAAAUGCGGCGGGGUUACGGACCGCCAGUGCAAUUCUUAGAGCGUGAAAAGUUAAAGACAAGUUAUGCCUUAAAGAGACUUGGUGAAAAGCUUCUUUGGCAAGAGUGAAAGUGCCUUUGUGUUAUUGAUGCUGGCUGUGAGGGUAGUGUUGCAAAUUUAUAAGUUAGUCUUUGUGUCUCUUUUAACUUUCUAUGCAUGUGAGAUUGAAAGUUAGUUAAAAUGCAGUAAAUUUCAAAGCUAAACUCAACAAAUUAUUGACGGUAUUACCUGCUUUCUGUCAUACAUGUAAAUACCUAAUGCUAUUGUAAAGGAAACACAGCAUAGUUGUCAUAUAUAUUGUUUAAGCAAYAAAAUACUGUUUUCACUAAAGAAUGCAUGUAAUUUCUUGUCAGUGCAAACCAUUCUAGUGUCUUUACUUGUUUUUUGGUUGUUUCUUUUCAGAGUUGUCUGUAAACAAGCUCUAAAAGUCAAGUUAUUCUGUGGCUGUGCAGUCAUGAUCAAAACCUUUAAGAUAAAUGUAGUUGUUCCAGAUUUACAGCUUCAGUUUUGCUUAAUCGUUUUUCUUUCAAUGUUAUAUGUUUACCGCACACAGAAGUGGAUAAUAAACAUUUUAUCAGUU
Molecule: messenger RNA, 8875 nt
Organism: Poecilia reticulata (guppy)
Lineage: Eukaryota; Metazoa; Chordata; Actinopteri; Cyprinodontiformes; Poeciliidae
Source: RefSeq, a predicted model, not a curated record